Cuscuta campestris is the source of this 2142-nucleotide messenger RNA. The record is from the annotation of a GenBank genome assembly. Lineage: Eukaryota; Viridiplantae; Streptophyta; Magnoliopsida; Solanales; Convolvulaceae.
UGGAAGAAAAAUUUAUACUCGUAAUACUCCCUCCGUUUGGAAAAACCUUUCCUACUUUGAUUUGGGGCAAAAAUAAGGAAGUGUUAAAUUAUAGUUGAUUUCCAAUUUUGCCCCUGAUGUAAUGGGUAAAAGUAAGAUGUGAUGGAUAGAUUAUUAGAGAAAAAGUAUGAUGUGAUAGGUAGGGUAUGAAAAAGUAAGGGUAAAAGUGGUUUUUUAAUAGAAAGGGAAAGUGUUUUGUUGGAAGUGGAAAAAAUGAAAGAGGAAGUGUUUUUGAGAACGGAGGGAGUACUUUGUAUAGGGGUUACCAGUAUCACCAUCAAUCACUCCUUUGUCAACUACCCUACCAAGUGCCAACUGAGAUCGACGAUUUCUCAUUCCACCAAGUGGCCACCGUCGUUCGACACCGUCAGCCCCGUCGUCGUUCUCCGUGCGCUAACGCCGUGGCUUCAAAUCUAGCCAUAAAUUGAAAAGAAAGCUCUAACAACAACCGCGAGUACAAACAUUGGCUAGUGUGGCACUCUAGGAAUUGACGAAAGGAAGCAAAAAAACCAGCCAUGCAUUGUGCUCUGAGAGUUCAUCAUCCAGUAGCAAUUGGAAACUCUCCAAUUGGGUAUCCGUCCAAAGUCAGGGUUUUUACUGUCCAGUGCUCAUUCCCUUCUGCUGCUCCGUCUACAGGAGUGGUAGAUAGGCCAUGGAAGUUGGCAGAUGCCAGACUUGUCCUUGAAGAUGGUUCAGUUUGGAGGGCAAAAUCGUUUGGUGCUUCUGGGACUCAAGUUGGGGAAGUAGUGUUCAACACAUCAUUAACUGGGUAUCAGGAAAUACUUACAGACCCUAGCUAUGCUGGCCAAUUUGUCUUGAUGACCAAUCCCCACAUUGGAAAUACCGGUGUCAAUUUUGAUGAUGAAGAAUCCAGAGAGUGCUUUCUGGCUGGUUUAGUAAUUAGAAGUUUGAGUUUAAGUACAUCUAAUUGGAGAUGCACAGAAACACUCAACGACUACUUGGCUGCUAGGAAUAUAAUGGGAAUUUAUGAUGUUGACACUCGUGCAAUCACAAGGAGGCUGAGGGAAGAUGGAAGCCUUAUUGGUGUGCUGACCACAGAGGACCACAAAACUGAUACAGAACUUCUAGAAAUGUCCCGCACAUGGGACAUUGUUGGAGUGGAUUUGAUUAGUGGCGUCUCCUGUGAUGCCCCCUAUGAAUGGGUUGAUAAAACCCCCUCGUCAUGGGAUUUUAAUAUUAAUGGAAGGAACAAAGAAACUCUCAAUGUGGUUGCAUAUGAUUUUGGCAUCAAGCAAAAUAUACUCAGGAGGUUAGCUUCCUAUGGCUGUAAAAUCAUGGUUGUUCCUUCAACAUGGCCUGCAUCUGAAACACUUAAGAUGAAACCAGAUGGGGUCCUAUUCAGCAAUGGCCCGGGGGACCCAUCUGCAGUUCCUUAUGCUGUUGAAAUUGUGAAGGACAUCAUUGGGAAGGUUCCUGUGUUUGGCAUUUGUAUGGGCCAUCAGUUGCUUGGUCAAGCCUUGGGUGGUAAAACCUUCAAAAUGAAAUUUGGUCACCAUGGUGGAAAUCAUCCCGUCCGUAACCUUCGGAAUGGCACAGUUGAGAUUAGUGCUCAGAAUCACAAUUAUGCUGUUGAUACGGAGUCACUUCCUGAAGGCGUGGAGGUUACUCAUGUGAAUUUGAACGAUGGAAGCUGUGCGGGUCUUGCCUUUCCCCAGAAAAAGUUGAUGGCACUUCAAUACCAUCCCGAGGCAUCACCCGGCCCUCACGAUUCAGAUAAUGUGUUUGGAGAGUUUGUUCAACUAAUGAAGAACGAGAAACGGAGGGACAGUUAGCAGCUGCUCCCAAGCUAGGGAAGAAGAUAUCAAUGUAGCCCAGUCCCACUCUGGAUUGUUUGUAUUCUUCUUCCUUCCAGUUUCUUAUGAUUUUUUCCCUUUUAGUUUUUGUUCCGGUUCGGCUAUAUAUACAUACAGCUUGAAAAUUUCUUUCUUUUCUUUUAUCAAUAUGCUAGGGGUAGUUAGGGAAAUAAAAGAAAUGUGUGUUUUACUUGCAUGGACAAUGGUAGGAAGAGAGGGUUUGCAAAUUUUCUACCAAAACUAUGAAUGCUUAUGCACUAUAUCGAAUGGCAUUGUUGGGUUUCUCUUG